Messenger RNA from Paramuricea clavata, 1195 nucleotides. The record is from the annotation of a GenBank genome assembly. Lineage: Eukaryota; Metazoa; Cnidaria; Anthozoa; Malacalcyonacea; Plexauridae.
AUGGCCAGCCAUGAUUCUGCAUCGGAAGAAGAUCUAGAAAUUGCCAGAAUUUUAGACGAAAGACAUUCUAAAAACACGACCAAAAGUACUAAAACGGCAUUGACGGCGUUAAUCCGAAAAUAAAACAUCGUAUUCACGAAGCCGAAGGUAUGUGUAAUGUGUUAAGUUUUUAAUUCUCAACUUGGAGGCUUUUAAUUUUCGGUAUAAUAUAUCAUUUAUAGACCUUCCGCUCGGGGGAUUCGGCGAAAUAUUACCCUCAGUGAUGAUAUUUCCCUCGGGGCAAAACCCCUCGGGAAAUAUCAUCACUUCGGGUAAUAUUUUGCCGAAUCCCCCUCGCUCCAGGUCUAUAAAUGAUAAAUGUAUAAAGUUAUUUAUCAUCAUUACCAUAAACAGAAUUACUGUAAUGUUAUACUCAAUUCGACCGGAAAAAAUAUGAUAGCAAAUGCUUUACUAUCAAAUAAUUAUAAUGUUUUACUGUAACAGUCAAAUAAUGAUUUACUGCAUGUAAUCCAGCAUACACUGCUAACUGUCCCAGUGAAUUUAUUAAGCUGCCGACCUAUCAGCACUAUCACUGAUAAACGGGUUUUGCCGACUGUGAUACGAAUUUUGUCCACUUAUAUGUUUAAUUUAAUAUUGAGCGAUAAGCAUUCUGUGAUCUUUGUGUGCUAAUUGACAUUGAAUGAUAAUUUUCUCUCGCGCAAGCUUUAAUUUCCAAAUAUGUUUCGAAAGUUCCGUUUUGUUUGAGUCUUUUUUAUGACGAAAAGAUGAAGUGUGUUUAGCGUAACGUUCCUUAAUUAAAUGUAGUCGCUGUCAUACCAAUGUAGUGUUUAGUGUCGUUCGUGUUGUUUGUUGUGUCUUCUCUUUACACGGAGAAAGACAGGACCCUUCUGAUGAGGAAGGCGACAUAACGGGAGAGGAGAUCGCCGCAGAUAAAGACGCAGGGGACACAGCAGGGAGUGAGGCAGGAGGUAACGUGGCAGGAAACAAACAGGGGAGCCGAGCUGGAGGAAGAGGCCGAGGUAGGGGACGUGGCAAUGGACGUGGUAGGGGACGUGGCAGGAGACGUGGCAGGGGACGUGGUAGGGGAAGUGGUCAAACCAAGAAAAGUGGACGGGGACGAGGACGAGGCAGGGGUCAAGCUGGAGCUAGUAGUUCCAAACAAAAUUCAAGAGGACAGGACCAACUUCAAUCUUAA